Rasamsonia emersonii CBS 393.64 is the source of this 1512-nucleotide messenger RNA. RefSeq names its product Hexose carrier protein. NCBI's taxonomy places the organism in Eukaryota, Fungi, Ascomycota, Eurotiomycetes, Eurotiales, Trichocomaceae. The record is from RefSeq and is a predicted model, not a curated record. The coding region runs from base 1 to 1512 and encodes 503 amino acids. The transcript has 6 exons. Gene Ontology annotation, molecular function: carbohydrate:proton symporter activity. Gene Ontology annotation, cellular component: membrane. Gene Ontology annotation, biological process: transmembrane transport; carbohydrate transport.
AUGGGCUACUUCACCCUCUGGAGGAGACUGUCGCCUCGUCAGCUCAACGUCGCCAUUCAGACGUUCUCGCUGAUCUCCAUUUUCUUCGAAGGAUAUGACCAGGGUGUCAUGGGAGGCGUGAAUGCCUCCCCUCGAUACGUCACGGAGGUGGGCAUUGGCCUACCAGAUGGCACCGUGACCAACCAGACGCAUCAGGGCGGCAUCGUCAGCGUCUACUAUCUGGGAGCCAUCUUUGGCUGUUUUGCAGGCGGAUGGCUGGCGGACCGCAUUGGCCGUAUCAACGGUCUCCUGAUUGGAUCUCUGUUUGCCCUGGUCGGCGGCGCGCUGCAGGCUGCCACUCAGAGCUCCGACUUUAUCCUGGUCGCUCGCGUGGUGACAGGGAUUGGCACGGGAGGUUCCCUGACGGGUAUCACGCCGGUCCUGGUAUCCGAGACGUCGUCUGCAGACCAUCGAGGAGGAUUUCUGGGAUACGUCUUUAUUGCCAACUCCCUGCUGCUGGCCUUCUUCAUCAAGAUGCUUCCCGACAGCCCGCGGUACCUGGCGUCUGUCGGACGCAAUGACGAAGCGCGGGAUCUGCUGCAGCGCGUCCGGGGCCACAAGUGGACCCCGGAACAGAUCGACAGGGAGUAUCUGGAGAUCGUUACGAUUGCCAUGGACAGCAAGCCCAGUUCCCCCGUUCAAUUCGUCAAGAUCCUGGUUGGACGGAGCGGGAGGCCCGGAGCGCACCUGGGCCGUCGCGCAUGGCUGUGCCUGUUCCUCCAGAUCAUGGCGUCCUGGACCGGCAUCACCGCCGUCACCGCGUAUUCUCCCGUCCUUCUUCGCAGCGCCGGGUACAGUGAACUGACGCAGAACGGUCUGGCGGGCGGACUCAACACGAUCGGAAUCGUUGGGACGAUCAUCAGCGCCCAGAUCGUGGACCGUCUGGGACGACGCAUCUGCUUGAUGGGAGGCGCUGCAGCAUUGGCAGCAGUCAACCUGAUCGCCGGAGCGCUGUACGAAGGAGCAAGACAGCACCCCGACAGGGCCAAAAGCUUUGCACCGGCUGCUGUCACCAUGCUCUUCCUGUUCAACCUCGCGUACGCCGCCACCUGGGGAACGGUCGCCUUCCUGGUGCCGACGGAGAUCUUCCCCUCGGACCUGCGCGCUCAGGGGAACGGAUUCGGGAUCACGGGGUGGGCGAUCGGCGUUGGCAUGACCACGCUGGUGAACCCGAUCAUGUUCAGCACGAUGGAGAACCGCACAUACUUUCUCUUCUUCGGACUCAACCUUCUCUGGAUCCCCAUCAUCUUCCUCUUCUACCCAGAAACCUGCGGGCGAUCGCUCGAGUCCAUCGAGGCGCUCUUCUCCACCAGGAGCCCUUUCUCCUGGAAGAUGGAGAGGGCCUACCAGCUGCACGGCGACGUGCUCGCCGAGCGGGGAGUUUCCAAGCAGUCUGACGCUGACGCCGACGACGGCGAUGACACCUGCAAGGGGUUUAAGGAGAGGGCUGGGUCUCAUCUUGAAACGGUCUAA